Molecule: messenger RNA, 2560 nt
Organism: Xiphophorus couchianus (Monterrey platyfish)
Lineage: Eukaryota; Metazoa; Chordata; Actinopteri; Cyprinodontiformes; Poeciliidae
Gene: rpa1
Product: replication protein A1
Exons: 17
Coding region: 135-1937 (600 amino acids)
Biological process (GO): DNA repair; DNA recombination; DNA replication
Cellular component (GO): nucleus
Molecular function (GO): DNA binding
Source: RefSeq, a predicted model, not a curated record
UCGCGCGCGUCCUUGUCAAAGCUUUUGGCGCCUCAGACGCAGUUUGGCUUCAUUUGUUAGUGAUUCGUUGACCUGUUUGUCCGCUAGUCGUCAAAUUAAGUCGUAUUUUCUUACUAAACUGACUCCUUACAGUCAUGGCGAGUCUUUCAACGGGCGCGAUAGAGGCUUUAGCAAAUGGCAGCGGUUGGAGCGAAGCAGUGCUUCAGUUGCUGAACAUUCGCAAGAUCGAUGGCGGGAGUGGGCCCUCUCGCUUCAGGGUGAUGAUGAGCGACGGACGACACACACUGUCAUCCUUCAUGCUCUCCACUCAGCUAAACUACAUGGCCGAGGAAAACCUUCUGGUCCCAAACUGCGUGUGCGUCCUGAAGCGGCAGGUCACAAAUGUGCUCAAAGAUGGACGACGAGUGGUAAUCAUUUUAGAAAUUGACGUCAUCAAACCUGCUGACGCCUCUGAUAAAAUAGGAGACCCAAUUCCUUACUCUGAUGGCCAGAGCAAAGGCCCGCAGCCAGCUCCAGUCCCUGAGAGCAGACCGCCUCUACAGCCACAAAACAGAAAUGAAGGUGUAGACACAAAUUUGAAGAGAAACUUUGCAAAGAAGAUUCCUUCUGCUUUGCCUGAUACUCCAGGAGGAAGCUCCAAAAUUGUCCCCAUCGCCAGCCUCAACCCCUACCAGUCCAAGUGGACAAUCCGGGGUCGUGUGACCAACAAGAGCUCCGUUCGUACGUGGAGCAACGCUCGAGGCGAAGGAAAACUCUUCUCUAUGGAGAUCGUAGAUGAAAGUGGGGAGAUCCGUGUGACCUGCUUCAACCAAGAAGUCGACAAGUUCUUCUCUCUCAUCGAGGUCGGCAAGGUCUACUACGUCUCCAAGGGCUCUCUGAAGAUCGCAAACAAGCAGUACACGUCGGUGAAGAACGACUACGAAAUGACUCUCAACGGAGAGUCCACCGUCAUUCCCUGUGAGGACAGCUGCGACGUUCCCAUGAUGCAGUGCGACUUUGUCUCCAUCGGCGACUUGGAGAACAGAGAGAAAGACGCUAUCGUUGAUGUAAUUGGAGUGUGCAAGAGCGUGGAUGAGCUGACCCGCCUGACGACCAAGGCCAACCGCGAAGUGUCCAAGAGGGCGCUGAGUUUGAUGGACAUGUCCGGGAAGUUGGUGACCGUCACCCUGUGGGGAGAGGAAGCGGAGAAGUUCGACGGCUCCGGACAGCCGAUCGUAGCCAUAAAGGCCGCCAAGCUCUCGGACUUCGGAGGCCGCUCGCUUUCCGCGUCCUUCAGCAGCACCAUGAUGAUCAACCCAGACAUCCCAGAGGCAUACAAGCUCAGAGGCUGGUUUGACAAGGAAGGACACGCCAUGGAGGGUCAGUCCCUGACGGAAGUGAGAGGUGCCGGCAGAAGUCUCUUGGAGAACUGGAAGUCCUUGGCUGACGUGAAGUCGGAGCAUCUGGGACACGGUGACAAGGCUGACUACUACUCCUGCAUAGCCACCAUCGUGUUUCUGCGUAAGGAGAACUGCCUUUAUCAGGCCUGCCCAAGCCAGGACUGCAACAAAAAAGUGGUGGACCAGCAGAAUGGCAUGUUCCGCUGCGAGAAGUGCGAUAAAGAGUUUCCCAACUUCAAGUACCGCCUCAUUCUGUCCGCCAACAUUGCGGACCACGCCGACAACCAGUGGGUGACUUGCUUCCAGGACAGCGCUGAGGCCAUCCUGGGCCAGAACGCUGCUUACUUGGGCCAGCUGAAGGACUCGAACGAAUCAGCGUUCGACGAGAUCUUCCAGCAAGCGAACUUCAAUACUUUUAUCUUUCGCAACAGAGUGAAGCUGGAAACGUAUAACGACGAGUCGAGGAUUAAAGCGACAGUGAUGGAGGUGAAGCCUGUCGACCACAGAGACUACAGCAAGAGGUUGAUCAUGAACAUACGGAGUAUGGGAGCCAAGUAGAAACACCACCAAUGCAGAUUAUCGGAUAUGCUUUUUUUUUUUUUUUUUUCACUUUCCACUGUUAAACCUUAUGUAUUUUUGGUUUAUUAUGCUUUUCAUUAAAUAAAAAGGUAAAGUAACUAGUUAUGGGGUACUAUAAGCUCUGAUGGACUGUUUUUCUUUUAACAUGGAAUCUAUUUGUCCAAUUUUUCCUUUUUUUAAAAAUGUUUUUUAAAGCAGAGACCAGGUCAGCAAGCCACGAGUGAGAAAAGUGUGCUUCAAGUCAGCCAGCUGUUUGUGCAUAAAUUGUGGGGGAAGUGUGUGGCUGUGUUUAAGCGUAGACCAGCACAGUCGCUAGCACUCUUUUUCACCCUCUGACGCACUUGCAGAAAUGCCUGGGCUGGACCUGCACACCCCUGAUAAGAACAUUUACGCUCCUACAUUUCUUUUUCUUUUUUCAUUUUUGUUUUCCUUUUUGUUGGCACCGUUCCUCACAUUCUUGCGAUCCACAAGCACACCGACGGUGCCGACUCUAUGAAGGGGAAAAAAAAAAGUUACGAUUUAAGUCAUGGAAAUUUCUGUGUUUGUUUUGUAGUUUCUUUCUUUUUGUGACAAGUGUAAAAAAUAAAGAUAUUUGUAAUCAA